Molecule: messenger RNA, 3513 nt
Organism: Hirsutella rhossiliensis
Lineage: Eukaryota; Fungi; Ascomycota; Sordariomycetes; Hypocreales; Ophiocordycipitaceae
Product: AMP-binding enzyme domain-containing protein
Exons: 3
Coding region: 1-3513 (1170 amino acids)
Biological process (GO): secondary metabolite biosynthetic process; amino acid activation for nonribosomal peptide biosynthetic process
Cellular component (GO): cytoplasm
Molecular function (GO): catalytic activity; phosphopantetheine binding
Source: RefSeq, a predicted model, not a curated record
AUGCAGUUGGUCCAAGCCUUUCCCGUCCUCGCAUUUGUCGAUCUGUCCGGCGCCAGUCCGCAGCUCGCAGUUUCAUGCGAGCCGCGAGCCGUUCCUCCAGAGCAGCAGAAUCUCGUCGCCCACGCAUUUCAGUCAUCGCUCGCAGCUUUGCUGCUGCAGCCCGAGCAGAGACUCCGAGACGUCGACCUCUUCACCACCCUGGACCACCAGAUGAUAGCUUCCUGGAACCAGCAUCUCCCCGACGCCGUCACCUCCUGUAUCCACUGGAAAGUCUCGGAGGUGGCGAGGCUUGCCCCCGAUGCUCCGGCCAUCUGCGCAUGGGACGGCGACUUGACCUAUGCGAGGCUGGAGGAACUGUCGUCGCUGCUGGCUUCCUGGCUUCAGGCCCAAGGGGCAGGUCGGGGGUUCGUGGUGGCGCUUCGCCUUUUCAAGUCCCGGUGGGCAGUCGUCGCCAUGUUGGCCGUCGUCAAAGCGGGCGGCGCAUUCGUGUCCAUCGAUCCGACUCAUCCUCAAGACCGGCAGAAGCGGAUCGCUGAAGAUGCGGGCUCAUCUAUCAUGCUGAUAGCCGAGGAACUCGCAUCUGAUGCGCAUACCUGGACGGCAAAAAGCUUUGUCGUCUCCGAGGAAUCUAUACUCGGGCUUCUAGGCCAAACCCUCAUCUACCAUUGCCAAGACACUGUAAAAGAGGUUGUCCAUCCCUGUGAUGCAGCUUACAUCGUAUACACAUCUGGAAGCACCGGAAGUCCCAAAGGCAUCGUCGUCGAGCAUGCCGCCCUCUGCACCAGUGUCGUCGAGCAAGCCAAGGCCAUGAGAAUAUGCCCCGGUUCGCGGGUUCUGCAGUUUGCAGCUUAUACGUUUGACGUCAGUGUCGGGGAUAUCUUUACGACCCUGACGCAUGGCGCCUGCUUGUGCAUCCCGUCCGAGUCCGGCCGAAGAGACCACCUGGCAAACGUCAUGGCUGAGAUGAAAGUCUCUCAUGCUUGCCUGACGUCGACGGUCGCCGGAAUUCUGGACCCUGCCGAGGUGCCAACGCUUCGGAUGUUGACGAUCGGAGGCGAGCCGGUCUCGAGGCACAAUCUCGUCAAAUGGGCGGACAAGGUCGAGUUGAACAACAUAUACGGUCCCGCAGAGUGCACCGUAUGGUGUUUUGUGCAGCGCUCUGUCAAAGCAGACGACAACGAGUCCAAGAUUGGCUUUGGCAUCGGGGCCAGGGGGUGGAUUGCACACCCAGACGACAGCGAACGGCUCAUGCCUGUCGGUGCGGUGGGCGAACUGCUCAUCGAGGGCCCGCUGCUUGCCCGCUGCUAUCUGAACAGCCCGGAGAAGACGACGGCGUCCUUUAUAGUCGACCCGUCGUGGCUCCAAAGGUUUGGGCCGGCAGGGGGUCGCCGGUUGUACAAGACAGGCGACUUGGUAAAACUGCGCGGCCAGCGCAUUGAGCUCGGAGAGAUUGAAUACCACCUCUUGCUUAGCAUGAAGGAUCCCGGAGAGGUAGCUGUCGAUGUCGUCCAGCCACCCACAGGGAACGGCCCUGUCCUGGCCGCCUUCAUCAGCAUCGAUGAUGGACUGCACAAUGAGCCGGACGAAAACACGAUAUCUACCGAGGUCAAGACGCGCCUGGUCGAUAUCGCACGCCAUGCCAGGCCGAAGAUGGCAGAAUUUUUGCCGUCGUACAUGAUUCCUGUCGUCUUUGUUCCAGUUCGGGCCAUCCCCCUGACCGUGUCCGGCAAGACAAACCGGAGGAGACUGCGCCAAAUUUGCUCUGAACUGUCGUGGAGUGAGCUGCUGAGCAUUUCCAGCCCCGACGAACCAGAGCAAAAUGGCCUCAGAGAGGUUUCUGGCGGCGUCGUUGUCAAGACUCCAGCCCAAGUCCAAAUGGCAGAAGCCUGGGCAACGUUACUGGGAGUAGCGGCGGACGACAUACGCCCCAGCGAUGGCUUCAUCUCCCUCGGCGGCGACUCUCUCAAGGCGAUCCAUCUGGUCGCUGUCUAUCGCUCCAUGGGCUUGACCCUCACCGUCGCCGACAUUCUCCAGAAUCCUCGGCUUGCCAGCAUGGCCUCUUGUGCAGUCCCGACUAGCUCAUCUGCCGCAAAUGAGCAAGACUCGGGGGCCGUGGACGCGGCGGUUUCACUCGUCGAGGCAACUCCAGAUGAAGCCCUCAGGGAUAAGCUUCUCGCAGAGUUCUCGGAGCAGUGCGGAGUGAGAAAGGAUGGCAUUGUAGCCAUCUAUCCCUGCACCCCUCUGCAAGAGGAAAUGAUGGAGCUGUCGCUGCGAGGCGAGACGUCGCAGUUUGCCCAUGAACUGGCGAGGCUGUGGCAGACUUUGGACCUCGCGAGGUACAGGAAUGCCUGGGAAGAGGUCUUCCAACUGCACCCUAUCCUGCGAACGAGGUUUGUGCAAAGCAGCCACGACGGCAAGUUGAAGCAGGUAGUCGUUGACGAAGAGCUGAAGUGGGAAGCCCCGAGCGACUUCAAUGGCUACAUGGCGCACAAUUUCAGCCGGACACUGCGUCUCGGAGAGCGACUCGCUCGCUGGGGACUGUAUCGAGAGAAGCGGGCCAGCCAGAGCGGGUUGUCGGAACCCGGGGGUAGCCAGAUGCUGAUAAUCAGCCUGCACCACUCGCUCUUCGACGGCAUCACCCUGCACCAAGUCUUCGAGGACCUCUACAAGGCCUACCAAGGCCACGAGCUGGCCCGUAACCUGCCCAACUUCGGGGCGUAUCUCGGCCAUCUCCAAGCAGACAUUAAGCAACAAAAGCACCGUGACUUUUGGCGCAAUUACCUGGCAGGCUGGGAGGAGGCCCGGCCAUUCCCAAGCCUCCCUGAGCCUGACUACCGCUCCCGAGCCGAGAAGGGGACAAUACGCUUCCUCCCCUUUGAGGGAGGCAAGGCGUUCAACCUCGGGGAUCUGACCCUGUCGACGCUCUUGCGCGGCUCGUGGAGCCUGUUCCUGGCACAGCAGACGGGAUCACAGACGGUCGUGUUCUCAACCUUUCUGGCAGGCCGCAAUGCCAACGUCGCAGGCAUCGAGCGGCUUGUCGCGCCGACCUUUGCCCACGUCCCAAUCAAGGCGACCAUCUCGCCGGGCCAGACGGUGCGCAGCUUCCUCGCCGAGCUCCAGGCCGACGCGAUAUCCAUGAUUCCAUUUGAGGGCACGGGCAUGCAGACCAUCUGCGAGACGCGCAACACGGCGCAGGUGAUCCGCAACCUGCUCGUCAUCCAGCCGAUGCCCGGCGGCGGCGGCAAUCCGGCGAGCAUGCCGGGCGACGAGGACAGGACGUUUCCGGGCGACAUCCUGUGCGGGCCUCGGGUCGAUGCGGCAGCCAUGGGCGCCUUUAACCCCUUUCCGCUGCUGAUGGAGUGUGUGAUGCUGGAUGCGGGCAUCGCGUUCCGCGUGAGCUUUGACGAAGCUGUUCUCUCCGCAAAGGCGGUCGAGCACAUGCUGGACGGGUUUAUCGCCAUUAUCCGGGCCUUGCCGGCCAGGCUGAACGGAGCGGUACCGGGCCCGGGUUAG